AAUUCGUAUUGCUGACUGUGGGAGUACAUUAAAUUGCGCCCUACCCAGCCUACCCGGCUAUACAGCGACGAUAUAAAAGCCGGCCAGCCACACCGUGAUCGCACAACUUUGUUUCGACUAAACUAACAGCGAUCGGGAUGAAUUUUAUUCUCCUGCCGUAUCUCCUAGCCGUUCGUCUGCCGGACAACGAAAACGGAUGGAAGAAUGGACCAGAAUACACAUUCAAUGCAACAGUCUGCACUUAUUUCGAGCCUGGAUCCAGUCCGUCGGAUGAAUCAAAAGCGACCGAGAAUGUGUUCACUGGUACAACCUUGAAGACCAACAUGAAAUGCAGACCCAAGGAACCUAACGAACUGCACUGUCACUUCGAGGAUACGAUGAUAGCCAAUUUAACGACGAAAACAUCGUACGCCGAAUUGGCUGAUGGCCAGUUACAGAUGGCUGCGAAUUACACGACCUUUGACUUUGGGAACAAUUCCUUCGAGAUCAAGUUCAAUGAAGACGGGAUCGAGAGCUACAAAUUCAAUGUGGUACCAGAGCCCGACGAUUACACUGCAACCAUGUACAAAUUGAUCGCGGGUCACUUGAACCUGUGGUCAAAGAUCGACACCGUGAAGAGAAUCAAGAGGAUCGAGAUGACCAGCGUAGGAGGGUGUCCUGUCACCUACGACGUCGAGACAACGAAACCAGAAAACAAGACAAUGGACGGACCGUUCGUGAUUACGAAACCGCUGAAUGUCGACAUGACGGAGGAAUUGGAAAUCAAGAAACAGGUACACUUGGACGAGUGUUCACCUCAAGCGACUCAUAUCUUCGGGAGCCGGCACACCUACGGCAUUAUCCCUGAUGACUCUACUUUGAAAUUGCAAUCCUCCAAAGGCCGAGUGUCCAUUUCAAGCCACAACUUCAUUUCGACGACCUGCAACAAAUUUUACGCGUACGACUUGAACAAAACGAUGAUUGGAACACUCCGUGAUCUGAUUCACUUGACCUUCGACAACGUGGAACCUGUUAAGAAAGAAUUGAGGACUCUUCCCAAUCUCUCGACGCUCGCUUAACGAAAUCGGCGUUACCUAAGAUCUAAGUUGCUUGAAAUAUCGAUAGGGUUCUACGACUCUUCGUCCUUUUUGAUGUAUAAUGUAGCUUGUAUUCGUGAUAACGGAACAAGCGCAGCAUUUCGAUGCUUCAUAGUUGUAUAAAAGAAGAAGGAUCUGUUUUAAUAAAGUUGUUUGAAAACAA
Nomia melanderi (Alkali bee) is the source of this 1239-nucleotide messenger RNA. RefSeq lists its product as uncharacterized. Gene Ontology annotation, molecular function: lipid carrier activity. Gene Ontology annotation, biological process: lipid transport. The record is from RefSeq and is a predicted model, not a curated record. Lineage: Eukaryota; Metazoa; Arthropoda; Insecta; Hymenoptera; Halictidae.